AGCCGUGCGCGUGCGCGGCAGCUGGGACGCUGGACCGGGAAGUGGGGCCGCUGCUGGCAUGGCGGAGGCACGGCCCGGCACAGGUACAUUGAAUUUUAGUUCUGAUGCUGCUGAUUCCAUUCCUGGAGAAAGACAACCUACAGAUAUAAACUGGGUAAAUAAAGAUAGGAAAGACUCUAACAGUAAUAAAAAUAGAAGUAAUAUAUCAAUUCCUAGUCUGUCUUGUGAAAGAGGUACAGAUUAUGAAAGCUCUUCCACAAAGCAUCAUGGCUUUUGCAGUCCAGAAAGUCAGCAUGGGAAUUCUGAAGACUUCCACCAAUAUUUUGGUACCAGUAAAAGUCUGAAGAAUCGCAGUUUGCAAAGCCAGAGAUUGCACAGACCAAGAAAUGACAGCACAUGUGCUAGAAGUAAGAUAAGGCAAAGUACUACUGAUGCUGCUGCAGGUCCAGGAAUUUCAGAUGCUGCAGUAGUACCUGGUAGACGAGCACCUCCUAGAGGRUACAAUGAUUUUCUCUCCUCAGAGAGUGACAGGGAGGUACACAAUGUGGAUAGCAGAGGGGCAAAGCCAAAGAAAACACAUUUGAUGCAUACAUCUGUGAGAGGAUUCAGGGAGAAGGGAAAGCAAGUACAUGACCGUGAAAAGAGAGUGAACUCUAAGCAGAAAAUAGAACUGUUUGAAAAUGUUCCAUCUUUGGAUUUGACACAGUCUGACUCUUCAGAAUCAUCUAUUGGAAAGGCAUUCUGUGAUGCACCUUUUGGAAGUGGGGAUGAGCAAAAAGGCUACAAUAAUGUAAACAAAAGGUAUCCCCGGAAGCCUGUGUGGAAUAAACUGCCAGUAGAAAAGGAGUCUCAGAAAAGACAUGAUUCUCACCGCAGUAGAAAUACAAAAGUAGGUAAGAAGUCUUCUCUUGCGUAUACUCCAAAAGAUAAAAAUGAAAGGAAGAAAGAACUUGCUGCUCACAAAAAUGAUGAGAACUUGACUAAUGAAAUCAGACACCAGUUGUCUGAGUCUCWCAGAUUCAAUGGAAGAAAGUUCCUGCUAAAGGGGGAUCAAGCACCUUUACUUCAUUUCAGCUGGACCCAGUACUGGAAAAAGCAAAGUGAUGUGCCAAAAAACAAAGAAACUCACACAGGGUCAUUGAUUGAACAGCUGACCACAGAGAAGUAUGAGUGCAUGGUAUGCUGUGAGGUGGUCCGAAUAGUAGCCCCAGUGUGGAGCUGUCAGAAUUGUUACCAUGUAUUCCACCUGAAUUGCAUUAAGAAGUGGGCACGAUCRCCAGCUUCACAAGCUGAAGAUGGUAAUAGUGGUUGGAGAUGUCCGGCUUGUCAGAAUGCUUCUGUGCAAGUUCCUAAAAUUUAUACUUGUUUCUGUGGUAAGGUGCACAAUCCUGAAUGGAAUAGAAAUGAAAUUCCACAUAGCUGUGGAGAACUUUGUGGAAAGAAGAGACAAUGUUUGGACUGUCCACAUCUUUGUAACAUUCUGUGCCACCCAGGACCUUGCCCUUCAUGCCCAGCCUUUGUGACAAAAACAUGUGAAUGUGGACGAACAAGUCAUUCAGUUCGCUGUGGCCAAUCAACAAAAAUCCAUUGUUCCAAUGUAUGUGGAAAUACUUUAAACUGUGGUAAGCACAGCUGUACUCAAGUGUGCCAUGCAGGAAAAUGUUCGCCUUGCCAGUUAACAGUACAACAGGUGUGUUACUGUGGMAGCAACUUUAAAGAAUUAUUGUGUGGGUCAAAAGAAGAAUUCUCUGACGGUUUUGGGAGUUACUCAUGUCAGAAUAUAUGUGGCAAAAAAUUAAAUUGUGGGAGACACAACUGUAAGCAAGUAUGCCAUCCUCAGCCUUGCCAGCUCUGUCCACGACUUCCGCAAGUAGUAUAUCGUUGUCCCUGUGGUCAGACUCCUCUCAGCAAGUUAUUGGAACUAGGAUGUGUUGAACGUAAAAUUUGCACAGAUCCUAUCCCAUCUUGUGGAAAAACAUGCGGCAAACCUCUUUCUUGUGGUAGCUAUGAGUUCGUUCAUACAUGUGAAAGCCUGUGCCAUGAAGGAGACUGUAGACCAUGUUCUCACACAUCAAAUAUUUAUUGUAGGUGUGGCUUCAAGAAAAAGGAAGUCCCAUGUGCUCUUCUCAGAAAUAAAGCUGCUAUUACAUUCAUGUGUGACAAGCGAUGCAAUCAGAAAAGAUCAUGUGGACGACACAAGUGUAAUGAAGUUUGCUGUGUGGACACAGAACAUAAGUGCUCUUUGGUGUGUGGUCGUAAACUCAACUGUGGGCUUCAUAGAUGUGAAGAACCCUGCCAUCGGGGCAGUUGUCAAACAUGCUGGCAAACAAGUUUUGAGGAGUUAACUUGUUAUUGUGGUGAAUCUGUGAUUUACCCUCCUGUUCCCUGUGGCACUCAGCCACCAGAGUGUAAAAAGACAUGCACCAGGCCACAUGACUGCGAUCAUCCAGUGUACCAUUCAUGUCAUAGUGAGGAGAAAUGUCCCCCCUGUACCUAUCUCACUCAGAAAUGGUGUAUGGGCAAGCAUGAACUGCGAAGUAAUAUUCCUUGUCAUCUCACUGACAUUUCCUGUGGACUUCGCUGCAAUCAAAUGUUAAAAUGUGGAAUGCACAAGUGUAAAAGGAUCUGUCAUAAAGGAGAAUGUCUUAUAGAUGAAGAGUGUAAACAGCCAUGUAUUAUUCCAAGACUGUAUUGUAAUCAUCCGUGUAUGGCUCCAUGUCAUCCUUCUUCACCCUGCCCGGCAACAUCCUGCUGUGCAAAGGUUGAUCUUCUGUGUGAAUGUGGAAGAAGAAAGGAGAGUAUGAUUUGCUCAGAAGCAACUAAUACAUAUCAAAGAAUAGCUGCUAUAUCUAUAGCAACGAAGCUAACAGAUCUACAGCUUGGGGAUUCAGUGGAAAUCAGUAGGCUUAUUACAAAAAAAGAAAUGAAACAGGCCAGGUUGCAAUGUGAUGAAGAAUGCUUAGCUCUUCAGAGGAACAGGCGCCUUGCUGAAGCUCUUGAAAUAGAUGAUAAAUCUGAUCCUUUUAAUAUCCGUUCUACUGGACCAAAGUACAGUGAGCUCUUAAAAGAAGAUGCAAGGAAGGAUAUAAAAUUUGUCACUGACAUUGAAAAGGAAAUGAGAAUGCUUGUGGAAGCUGUGAAUAAGGGCAAGCAUACAAAGAAGAGUCAUUGUUACCCACCAAUGAACAGAGAUCACCGCAGAAUCAUCCAUGAAUUAGCUCAGGUUUAUGGCAUUGAAAGUGUGAGCUAUGACAACGAACCAAAGCGCAAUGUUGUUAUUACUGCAGUAAAAGGGAAAUCCAUUUGUCCGAGCAAUACCUUAACUUCUGUGCUAGAUAAAGAAAUGCAGAGCAGGCCUGCACCUCCUCUUCCUCAUUACAAACAAACAGAUAAGAGUAGUGGAAACACUGGUUUAUCCAAACCAUUAAAAGAAGAGCCAGUAAUUGACUACUUUGAUGUCCAGGACUGAAGUGAUUGAUGUAGAAUCAUUCAGAUGAAUCAGAAUCACCUAGAUUAUGAUACAGAACCUUAGAGGUGAAAAUACURAGUUAUUGUGUGAGGUGCUUUUUGAUUAUCUGUCAAAUAAUCAGUUGUUCAACAUGGUCAUAAUUUUACAUUUAAAAUUAGGUUGAUAUGCUAGUUUAAAAAAGUUAAGCAUUUCAACAGUUUAUGUAACUGCAUAAUACCUAAUAGUAGUACAGCUUUUUAAAUCUGGAUUUGGUGCAAUUUUGUAUCUAAUGUGAUGUCAGAAUAAUGUAGAUUUUCAUUGAUGACUUUAAAGUAAGAGGAUUGGUGGCAAGCAAAUAUAUUUUUGGAAUAUAUAGAACAACAAUAAAUCUCGAAGAUUUAUUUUGACAUAUCUCACAAUUUACAAUGGACUAGAAAUAAUCUGUGGUAAAAACACUGGUUGGGAUAUUGUUGAAGUAUUUUCAUGUUUUAUUAGUUCACUUUUGUGUUAAUUUGGUACAUUUGAGAAUUUGAGUUACUCUUCUACAUGGAAAAAAAUACAAAAUUUAAUUAUGAAUGUAUACAUAAAUGCCUAUUAAGAGCACAGACUUGCUUUGGAAUCUGAAGAAUCAGUGUUUGGGGAGGAUGGGGAAUUAAGGAGGAUGGGGAAUAUACUUUACCUCAAAUUUAAUGUGUUAAAAAAGAAAAACAAGCAAAAAGAAAGGAAAAAAACCAAACCAAACAACAACAAARUCAACCCCACAAGAUGAAAUUACUACUGCUACUUUCCUGCUACAAGACCUUGAACAAAAUCAGACUUUAUAUAUUAUUUUGAUGUUCUGUGCAUGGUUUUAUUGCAGUUUAUACUUUUUUCUGUACUGUGCAAGCUUAAGAUGAAUAUGUGAAGUUUGGUUUAAGUAUGUUAUGGAUUUGGAAUAAUACUUGUAAAAUUUAUAAGACUAUCUGCCUAAACUAUUUGGCAACAGAAGAUCUUUGUUUUACAGGAAAUUAAAUAACAUGGGAAAGUAAAUAACGUGGGAAAUUAAUUAGCAAAAUGGGAUGACAGUUUAAACACUGAAAGUGUUUCAUGAUGGUGAAUUGUUUCCAGAUCUUGAUUUAAGAUAGAUGAGUAGCUCUCUGGGAGAGGAGAUUGUAGGUCUGAGCAGAAAUGAUGGUACAGCUCUGAAUUUGAGUAGUAUCUGUUCUCCUGAGGAGAAGGUUUUUUGUAUUAAUAGCUUUAGGAGCUCUGACAUUAAUGCUUUGUUUCUUGUGGCUGCUGUGKGCAGCACUAGAGGUGAGUCCCCUGUUACCAUAAGAGGCUGCUGCUGAAAAUGGGCUUAGCAUAAAGAAGAAACAGAUCUAGUGGAAGAGUUGGUAAUCUGUUGUAAUCUACUGUAAGCCAGCUCACUACAUUGUAGUGUGAGAUUUGUUGMCAAAAAGUGGAAGGCAAUUACUCAUGCUUAGAUUCUCUUAAGAGUUAUCAUGUGGCUCUGAGUCUUAUCUAUGAAGCAUUCCRUGGCUACAUUUCAAUUGAAAAUCCCAUGAAACAUGGAAGAACAAGUAGAAAACUCACAGACCAUAUCUGUUACCCAAAUGUUUUAAAAAUUAAAAUGCAUGCUAUUAUUGUUUAUUUUGGUAGGAGUUAAUUAUUUCACAUUUUUAAAAAUGCAGUCUUAAAUGCUUCUAAACAUUUGAAGUGUUUCAAGUAAAACAGAUACCUUCAAGAGUGUUUAGGCUUUUGAUUUGUAUGUAGUGAUUUAAAUUKGUUUCACUUUUUUUUGUCUAAUAUUUUGUGAACAGAAAUGAAAAAUAAAUCAGUAUGUCUUAUAUUGCCCUUAAUUUCUUAAGCAAAUUAUGGUUUGAUUCUACAAGGUGUACUGCUAAGUUCGGCUGAAGAAAUAAAUUACUCAGCACCUUUCCAGUAAUGUAUUUCUUCAAUCCUUUCAUUGUGAGGACUGUAUCAAUAGCAGUGCUUGCUGACAAGUGCUGACUCAAUGUGGUCAAACAAGGGUUUUUGAAACUCCAGAGCUAUGUUAAUAUAGCACUGAUUUCAAGCUAGUAAGACCUCUAGGAAGAAUGUGUAUAGUUACACUGCCAAGGUARGUUCUAGACAGGACCUGGCACACAUGUCCAGUGAGCUGAGUCAGAUACAUGUAUACUGGAGCACACACAAUUGGUUUACUGUAGGUACACCUAACAUUACAGGAAACCAAAGUGAUUUWGUUGAUAAUAAAUAGAAUAAAGCUGAAGCCUACUAACUUUUCACAGUUCCACAUGAAUAUAGCCAAAACCAUCACAUUUGCACCUCUAAUUCGAAUUUCCAAACCUAAAAUGUUUUUGUGGCAUUAUUUUUACUCUGCUUAGUGGAAUUUUUAUCAGCUUAUGGCAUUAACAUAAGAAUGAGGGCUUUGGUGAGACUCACUUCAACAGUCAAGUCGCCACUGCUUGUAAUAAGAAAAUGGAGGUAAUCUCAGUUUUUCAAGCUAAWAUUAAUAAUUACCAAAUCUGUUCAUACUGAGAAGUCAUACUUUUUAUCACUUCCUCUUAACUAUGAGAACUUUAAAACAUUUUUAUAGAUAUGUUACACCUCUCUAAAUCAUGGCUAUGGGAGCAUACCUGUAGUUAUAGAGUAAGUCAUAAGUACCAAAUGUUUUWAAAAAAGGCAUUUUAAUAACCUGGUUAAAAAUAUGAUACCAUACAUUCACCCAUGAAAAUAGUUUUUUCCCGGGAACUCAUCUACAUAGCCUUAAGAAAGAAUUUAGCAAAGGCUAACAGUGGUGCUGUCCUCUCGGUUUUGGUGUGCUUUUGCUGCAAUGUAUCAGUGACUUUUCAUAUGGAAUAGUAAUAAAGCUGGAGUUUUGAUAAA
Molecule: messenger RNA, 6313 nt
Organism: Malurus melanocephalus (red-backed fairy wren)
Lineage: Eukaryota; Metazoa; Chordata; Aves; Passeriformes; Maluridae
Gene: NFX1
Product: nuclear transcription factor, X-box binding 1
Exons: 24
Coding region: 59-3469 (1136 amino acids)
Biological process (GO): negative regulation of transcription by RNA polymerase II
Cellular component (GO): nucleus
Molecular function (GO): DNA-binding transcription factor activity, RNA polymerase II-specific; RNA polymerase II transcription regulatory region sequence-specific DNA binding; zinc ion binding
Source: RefSeq, a predicted model, not a curated record